CACAAGAAGGACCUGAAAUCUAAGAGGUCUUCUUCUCUGGAUCCUGCUUCCAUUAACACCAUGGAGCAGUAAACCUACAGCCAAGGAAUGGAGCUGGCUGUGAAAACCGCAUGAAGUCCAUGUUCUAGACACUGCAAAAUAAAUUGCGGUAUUUGUGGACCAUGGCUACAGACCCACUCUCAGAACUUCAGGAUGACCUGAACCUGGAUGAUACCAACCAGUCCCUUAGCCAGCUCAAACUGGCCUCCAUAGACUAUAAGAACUGGCCAACAGAUGAAGUCCCUGCUUUUCCCAAACCAGAUGACUCCAAAGGCUCCCCUGAGCCUGUCACUCACCUGCAGUGGGAUGAUCCCUACUAUGAUAUCGCCAGGCACCACAUUGUGGAGGUAGCAGACCAGGGUGCACUUGAUGGGGCCCAACCAGGUGAUGACAAAUAUGGAAGAAAAGUCAUUUUGUUCAGUGCCUGCCGGAUGCCCCCAAGUCAUCAACUAGAUCAUGUGAAACUGCUGGGGUACCUGAAAUUCACUCUGGACCAGUAUGUGGAGAGUGAUUACACUCUGGUGUACCUGCACCAUGGCCUGACCAGUGAGAACAAGCCAUCCCUGAGCUGGUUGCGGGAUGCCUACAGGGAAUUUGAUCGCAAGUACAAGAAGAACAUCAAAGCCUUGUAUAUUGUGCACCCAACCAUGUUCAUCAAGACCCUGCUGAUACUCUUCAAGCCUCUGAUCAGCUUUAAAUUUGGACGUAAGAUUUUUUAUGUGAAUUACCUUAGUGAGCUGGAGGAGUAUGUGAAGCUGGAACAGCUGGGGAUCCCAAGCCAAGUGCUGAAGUAUGAUGAAUACCUGAGAUCCUUGCAGAAACCUUUGCAAGUGCCCCAGAAGCCAACACCCCCACGCCCACCGCUGCCAAACCAGCAGUUUGGAGUCUCCCUACAGCAUCUGAGGGAGAAGAGCCCUGAUCAGUCUCCUGUUCCUCUGGUGGUCAGAGACACCAUUGCUCACUUGCAGGAGCAUGCUCUUAAUACAGAGGGGAUUUUCCGGAGAUCAGCAAAUACACAGGUUGUCAGAGAGGUCCAGCAAAAAUACAAUAUGGGUGUGCCUGUAGAUUUCCAGGAGUACGAAGAUGUCCACCUCCCUGCUGUGAUUCUCAAGACCUUCUUGAGGGAGCUACCUGAGCCCCUCCUCACUUUUGGCCUCUACAGCCAUGUUGUCAGCUUCCAGAGUGUGGAGGAGGUGAAACGUGUGGAUGUUGUUCGCAAAACACUUCAGGAUUUGCCAGAAGAAAACUACCAAGUGCUCCGUUUACUGACAGCCUUUCUGGUGCAGGUCUCUGCUCACAGUGACAGAAACAAGAUGACAAACACCAACCUGGCAGUUGUGUUUGGCCCAAAUCUGCUCUGGGCCAAAGAUGUGGCCAUUACUCUGAAAGCCAUCAAUCCCAUCAAUACCUUUACCAAAUUCCUGUUGGACCACCAGAAGGAGCUGUUUGAGGCUGCAGAGGCCUGAAUCCAGGCCAGCCCACACCUGCACACUGUGCCCACCUUCCCCCUUCUUUGUCUUGGAGCUGUGACCAAGCCGUCUCCAGUACAAAGGGACCAUUGAUCUGGGUGAUGAGCAGAGUGAGGGCUGUGGAGAUGAUGGUGAAAGUGUGCCAGUAAGUGAGCAGGAGACCUGCAGCUCUGGAUGGUCAGGGGAGCUGGUCUCCCAGCUGAUGAGACUGGAGUCCUAACCUACCAGUGCAGCUCUUCCGGGGCUCCUCACCAGUCUUCUGCCCUAUCAGAUGACCUGCCUUCCUUUCCUUCUUCCCUUAUGUGCAGUUUUGCUGCCCUCCUGGUUCCUUCCUCAGCACAGAUCUUUUUGUUCAAGCUCCCAGUAGUCUCAGCUCACCCCUCCUUGCCUCAGCUGGGCUGUCUGGGUUAGGGCAGGUUUGCUGGGUUUUGUGAUGGAGACAUUCUUACUGUGAGUGCCAUUUCUCAGUGCUGAACAUGCAUCCUGCCUUUCCCCAGGGGCAGCUAAAGCAGGGAAGGGAGCAGCAGCCCUUGUGUUUCAGGUAGCAGCGUGCCCUGCACUUGCAAACACCACUCUAGACCCCCUGCUUUUAGCAGGAGGGUGAAGAACAGGCUCACAGGAAUGGGCUGUGUUUACCUGUCAGACUCCAAAACAUUGAAGGUGAGUUUAGCCCAGCCCCUCUGGGGUCACCCACUCCAGGUAUUAUUCAGUGUUUGCUGGACUGUAGUGGGUGACUUGUCUCCUGUAGUUAUGCAGCUCAGGUGUGUUUGUCUCUCCAGCAGCACUUCCAGCCUGGCUGGGGAGGUUCAUGCCAGGCCUGUCUGUGCAUGUGGGCCAGCUGUGACCCUUUGACAGCUGGUGAGUCUGAAUGGCAGGAGCAAGUGCCCUGGUGGCACUGAGCUGCUGAACACCAUGAGGAUUACCAUCUGUCCUGGCAGCAGCACAAGGCCUCCUCUUCAGGCAUAUGUAUCUGUGCUGACUGGCACAGACCACCUUGACUAGUUAGUUGUCUUUUUGAGCACAACUUUCCCCAGCACAGUGUAACAGAGAGCAUGGCCUUGAGGGAAGGUGUCUGGGGGCUGGGGCUAACCCUCACCAUGGAGUGCACCAGGCCUGGAUUACAAAUUUCUGCCCAGGUCCUGAGCACUUGUGCCAGAGCUGUGAGGGAGCAGCUGUUUCAUGCCAAGGGCCUUUGCUGUAUUUCCUCCUGGGUUCAUGCCUUCCACCUUGCCAUCUGACCAGAUGCAUCCUGUAUGUCCUGGGCACAGCUGGAGAGGUCAUGUUCUCUGCAAGGCAGGCUCAGAGUGUGGUGGUCCUGGCACCUCCCUGGAACAGCUGCGAUACUGUUACAGCUUUGGGUUGCCUCAUUCCCAUUAUCUGACCUAAAAGAGCCUUCUCCUCAGCCUGGGCCUGUCAGGGUUUUAGGAGGGAGCUUCUAGCCUUACUUCAGGUGUGAUUUAUCUUUGUAUCUUGUGCCCUGUGUGCCUAGGCCAGACCUCCCUGCUGCAUCUGGCUUCGGGGACAAAUCUUUUUUGGACCAAGCAGACCUGGUUUUUUUAAAUCUAAAUGCUAAAUAGAAUUUGUUUUUUCAUAGUAUUUUAGCCUGCCUUUAAACACUGACCAAAGGUAGAUGCCCCUGGUAUAAUCAAAGUAAGUGGCAUCUCCUGCAGGAAUUAAGGAGAUUGUUCUUUUUGCUAAACCCAGGAAUGAUGAUGGGUGCAAAUGUAGGCAGCUCUGCAAGGCAGCACAGGUCCAGCCAGCUGGCUUGGAGGAGGCACACCAACACGUGGGUGGGAGCAGUGAACAAGAAAGUGAACGAACAUUACUAAGACUGGAGCAAAACAUGUUCUAAGAUAGGACUGGAUCUGAUCUUUUCUGCAUACUGGGAGGCUUUGCCCUAUGGAGGCUACCAGGCUGCUGACUUCGAGUGUCCCUCUUCCAUGAGUAGGAUCCUUGCCUGUAUAUGCACUGUUGCAUCCUGGGCAAUUCACAGCAGUAACUUAAGUAAAUGUUUUGGAGGGAGAGAUAGUCUGCUCCUAAUUCAUCUGUGAUCUCUUCUAGAGUGAGUUAGCAGGGCUGAUGUGCUGUAAAGGGGUAACCCAGGGUGGACUAGUGUGGAGAGAGGUGUAUUUGCCUCAGUGCUAAAGGCGCAAGGCUGUGGAGGUUGAGGAAGCCCAGUGCAGCCGCUCUUUUCAUGCAGGUGUCCUGCUCUGUGGAGGCUUUGGUAGGGGGAGAAGGAGACUUGGUGCUCUGAUUGUAUCUGCACUGACUUCACCUUCAUCUCCCUAGAAGAAAGGCAAGCCCAGCUGACUUAUGGGACAAAUGCCCAAGCUCAGCAACCUGGAAUCCAAGUGCCUGAAUGUAUGAGGCCUGGCCCUAUGCACUCUCUGGGGAAAGUGGAAUGUUCUGGGCUUGCAAAACAGCAAGGACUGUUCCCUGCCCAGUAGCCAGAGGAGCAGUGCUGGAGUAGCUCCUGUCCAUGGUGAAAGUGGGGAAUACUGCAAGUGUCUGAGUUCUAGCUGGAGUUUGGUGGUUUAUGUUAGGGUUUCUUUUUUUUUCUUUUUUUUUUUUUUUUUAGUGAAUUCUUGAGAUGACAUUUCCUUUUUUAGCAGAAGAGAGGCUGGUUCACCCCCUGCAGGCAGGGAUAAAAGCCUUCUCCAGUUCAGUGCCUGCAGGGAGCAGAUUCAGAGAGUGUUCAGGGAACUACUACUGCUCAUGGUGGUAAAGUGCUUGCAAAUCCUGGAAGGGACCCACUGUAACUAUCCCCUUUCCUCUGCUGCUCCUUGUGCUGAAGCUGCUGAGUGCCCUGGAUCAGGCACAGUAACCAGGGUUGCUUUUGCAGUCUGUUCUCCUGAAUGCCUUGUAUUGCAAUAUUCCUCUUGUGAUCUGAGCAAGGAACUGGCCCAGGCCUGCCUGCAGGCUGUGUCAGGUGAGUGGUCACCAGAGCCUGCACCUGCCUAGGCCAGAGGGUUAAAUUCCCUCCUCACAUGGGCAGAGUGCUGGCUAGGCUGGAUUUCUCUGCCUUGUAUAGGUCGGGGUUGGUAUACAAUUAAGGCACUGGUAUGUUGGUUUUCUCCUUCCUAUAGAGCUGCCCAAGGGUCUCUUCCCUGGCUUACCUUUCAGAUUAGCUAUUAGCCAUUUCUUCCUGUGGGGGUACUUGUUCUGCAUCAGCCUCCUGCUUUUAGCACCUAGAACAUUCCUGUCUGCUAAGCCUCCUGCUGUCUUAAUGACCUCUGGUCACUCCAUGGCCCAAGCUGUGAACUGACCACCAGAGCUUUUGGGUGGUGCAGGGGGUCUGGGGCCAUCCAGAUGCCUUGUGUGCUAACUUGAGAGAGCUGAGGGCCUGUUUGGUCCAAGUUUCCUUUUUUAUGCACAGGGCUCCUGUGCAAAAAUUUUGGCUUUGCUUUUGUUGCUGGCGUUCUCUGCCUUCUUUUGUUGAUGUUCAUCAGGUGCAGGCCUUGGUUUUCACAGUUCACACUGUUUAUUUUAAUCUGCACCGAUCUUGUAUUUCACAGUUUGCACUUUUUGUAUUUCAAUAAAAAUCAAAAUGUAAUCUCAGAUCCAGAUAUGUCUGUCAAGUGGCAGCAGCAGUGGCACAUCUACAAGAAACAAAUAAGGCUGUCUAUGCUGCCAGCCACAACCGUGCUGCAAGGGAGGAAAUAAAGUAUGAAAUGCCUCCUAUGUGAGUAACUCUGAAG
Molecule: messenger RNA, 5206 nt
Organism: Cinclus cinclus
Lineage: Eukaryota; Metazoa; Chordata; Aves; Passeriformes; Cinclidae
Gene: ARHGAP1
Product: Rho GTPase activating protein 1
Exons: 14
Coding region: 162-1505 (447 amino acids)
Biological process (GO): negative regulation of endocytic recycling; small GTPase-mediated signal transduction
Cellular component (GO): cytoplasm
Molecular function (GO): GTPase activator activity
Source: RefSeq, a predicted model, not a curated record